AUGGGAUUCUCGCAUGUAGACAACGACUGGCCUCGCGCUGUUCAUCGGCUUCAUCUCGCUCCCUUCUCUUCGCCCACGCCGCCUAGGGCCAAGCGACAGAUGUUCGAUCGGGAUGUCAUUGUAUCUGUCUUAGAGUCAACUGCCACCAGGCGAGAUGCCAAGGGCUAUCUUCAGAAGUAUGCUCUACCAAAGCCCGCUCCUCCGGUGACAGAAUCGAAGCCAGUUGAGCACCAGCACAAGGCUCUUGCCAGGCAAGUUCACGCCCAGCGGCCGUUUGACGUGGCCAUUGUGGUUCUGCGGAACCCCCAACAGCUACGGCCAGACACAAUACACGGGAUAGCCAAGACACUGACUCAGCUUCGGGUCCUUGGCCUCUUGAGUGUCGUCGUGGUGGAUUGUGAUGUGGGAGAGAGCCGCCUCACCUUUCAAUCCGAGGCGUUGAGGCUUUGUGAGGCAGUUGAUUCCUUUGGCAAACCAGGUGCUCGGCUGGUGGAAAACGUACUGGUCGGCACUUCUCAUUAUCAAGGGCCUACGCCGUCUCCCUUUUGGGAUGACAUAUAUGUCCAGGACUAUGGUAUCCUCAAUCGGGCACUUCAGCAUGACAUGAUUGCCGUCAUUCCGUCUCUUGCGCUGAAUGACGAGACUGCUACUCCGGCGCCUGCUGACGCUCAAAGAACUUCUCUCGCAUUGACGAGGUACUUUACGGGAAUACAGUUUGAACGAGACGCAAGCCGCAGCCAGGGCGGAAGCCCGGGACAAGGCUCCGAGCCGCUCGCUUCCGUCGAGAGAGUCAUCAUCCUCGACACAUACGGCGGCACUCCUGUUCCUGGUCGUCCUGGAGUUUGCCAGCGAUUUGUGAACCUCGAGCAAGAAUACGACACGCUCCUGGACCAUCUAGGGGGCUACGAGGGCUCACAAGCCCCGGCACACAGCCCACAUGAGGAGGCCGGUAGAGCACAUGCCAAGAAUCUCAAGUUGGCAAAGGAUACCCUCUCUCUCUUGCCGGAGACAGCUUCUGUUCUCAUCACUACCCCAUUCGCAGCAGCCAACACAUCGUCCGUCUCGUCCUCGGGGCUCUCUCCGGUGCGCAAUGGCGACUUUCAGUUUGGAUUCGACGGCAUGGUCACGACCCGCAGAAAACAGAAUCCCCUUCUUCACAAUCUCCUCACCGACAAGCCGGUCUACUCUCCGUCAUUGCCGCUGCAGCGCAUCCAGUCUCCGGAACUGGCGUCUUUGGGGACGGGAGAGUCCAUUGACGCGACCCUCGUCAAGCGAGGCAUGCCUCUGGCCAUCUACCCCGAUCCGAGAACAGAGCCUUGGAGGCCACCGGCGCCUGGCGAGCGUCGUCUGCAGCUGACAGACAAGUCGAUUGAUUUGCCGCGGCUUGUCGCUCUGAUUGAGGAUUCUUUCGGCCGCAAGCUGGACGUCGAUGACUACUUGGAGCGGACGAACAAGAACCUGGCCGGCAUCAUCAUUGCGGGAGAGUACGAAGGAUGUGCCAUUUUGACAUGGGAGAAACCCAGCCAUGUCGACCCUCGUACAGCCUAUGAGCAGGGUCGCUUCGUGCCGUAUCUCGACAAGUUUGCCGUUCUACGGAGCCGUCAGGGCAGCGGAGGGGUGGCCGACAUCAUCUUCAACGCCAUGGUCCGGGAUUGCUUCCCCGACGGCGUGCUUUGGAGGAGCCGCAAGGACAAUCCUGUCAACAAGUGGUAUUUUGAGCGUUCGGUGGGAACCAGCAAGCUGGCCGGCUGCAACUGGGCCAUGUUUUGGACGACGUUGGGGCUGAGCGGCAAGGGGCAGAAGCUGGAGGACUACGAGGCGGUUUGCAGGGAAAUCAUGCCCUCUUGGGCAGACAGCGUUCGGAAGCCUGCUUGA
Trichoderma citrinoviride is the source of this 1875-nucleotide messenger RNA. RefSeq names its product N-acetylglutamate synthase. The transcript has 3 exons. NCBI's taxonomy places the organism in Eukaryota, Fungi, Ascomycota, Sordariomycetes, Hypocreales, Hypocreaceae. Gene Ontology annotation, molecular function: arginine binding; L-glutamate N-acetyltransferase activity, acting on acetyl-CoA as donor. Gene Ontology annotation, biological process: L-arginine biosynthetic process. The record is from RefSeq and is a predicted model, not a curated record. Gene Ontology annotation, cellular component: mitochondrial matrix. Bases 1 to 1875 code for a protein of 624 amino acids.